Molecule: messenger RNA, 846 nt
Organism: Ilex paraguariensis (yerba mate)
Lineage: Eukaryota; Viridiplantae; Streptophyta; Magnoliopsida; Aquifoliales; Aquifoliaceae
Source: the annotation of a GenBank genome assembly
AUGAAGAAUAAGCAGGUUGGUGAUCAAUCCUGUCCAAAACCUCCAAUGGUUCAUUCCUCUGGUUGUCCUCGUGCAAAACAAAAUAAAAAUGAUGAUCACUCCUCCUCUCUUCCAAAUUUGGUAAGUUCAUCCAACCCAAAUAUGGUAAGUUCAUCCAUUCCAACUUUCUUCAACAGAAAUAGUGAAGAGUUUUAUCAUAAUAGGUUUUGUCAUAAGCCUAUGUUACUAGAGCGUGGUGCUCAGUUGGAUAAGAUGACAGAUGUGGACUGUGCUAUUAUUUUUGGUUUUCGACAUUGGAAUUCUAUAGUUCAAAUAGAUAAGAAUGAUAAAUCAUAUGAUGAAUUAGUGAGGAUAUUUUAUGCAAAUAUGCAUGAUGUUGAGAAGGAAGAUUUGAAGUUUAAAUCUUAUAUGAGGAAUGUACGUUUUCAAGCGAACCCGGAUUUGAUUUCAAAGAUAUUGAAUGUUCCUUCACCCUUUGUUGUUGAAAAUACUUUGACAUACCCAUUCAAGAAUCUCAGUGAUCAACCUGCCCUCGCGAAUGUUGCAACAAAAUUUUAUGGUAGACCUUUUAAUCUUAAUAUCAUGAUGCAUUAUGGAGUUGUCAUUCACCCAACUGACAGUUAUAAGUCCCCUAUGAGUUCAUUUGAUGAAUACACAUUAAAAAAGAGUUUGGGGCAAACCGAUUCAUAUAAUCUAGAUGAUUAUGAUCCCAGGGCAAGUACUUUAGGUUCAGGGGAUAUUGUACAAAUGUUUAAACAGCUUUUGGUAAAUCAAGAGGAGAUGCAACAAGAAAUGAAGGAGUCUCUGGAGCAGCUACGUGAAGACACAAAAGAGUCUCUCAAGUAG